Heteronotia binoei (common prickly gecko) is the source of this 2611-nucleotide messenger RNA. RefSeq names its product MAGI family member, X-linked (gene MAGIX). The transcript is spliced from 10 exons. Gene Ontology annotation, cellular component: cytoplasm. The record is from RefSeq and is a predicted model, not a curated record. The coding region runs from base 301 to 2328 and encodes 675 amino acids. Gene Ontology annotation, molecular function: protein binding. Lineage: Eukaryota; Metazoa; Chordata; Lepidosauria; Squamata; Gekkonidae. Gene Ontology annotation, biological process: signal transduction.
CGCCUUGGCUACGGCCAAUGGUCCCUCCCCUGCUCACUGCUGCUAUUUUGGGCAGCAUCAGUAUCCCAACUGUGCUAUUGCACUCUCUGCUGCGGCUAGAGCCUGGGGUACUUGGAGGGGCAGGGAACUCUGAGCCGUGGACGGGCGAGCAUCGGAACAGAGCUGGCGGCGGGGGCAUCUACAGAGCAGGACAAAGUGAGGCAACCUCUGGGGGCCCUGCGAAGCCCCCCUGUAGGGUGCGGGGGGCACGGCUUGGGCCCCCGAAGCGAGAUCCCUGGCUGUGCUGACUGCGGGGUAGCCAUGGGGGGUGCUGGCCCCCAUGUGCAUGACUGGGGCUCGGAGCGAAUCGAGCCCUGCGGCAUCAGCUGCAGUACCCGACAAAGCCCCCAGGUGACGUGUGAAGCUCGUCUUCCAGCGACAGAGACCACCCCUGCUGCAGGAGUGAAUGUCGUAGUAGUGGUUGACGGGAACUGCAUACUCCAGUAUACCCACCGGCAGUCACCUUGUUCCUGCCUCUCCGACGGGGAACCCCUCUUGCCCCGCCGCCCUCCACCCACUUACGGUGCUGUGCCCCCCAGCCCCACCGUUCCCCGAGGCCCAGCCUGCGGCCAAGAAGCCGGACCACCCCCCUCCCGCAGGAUCCGUGGACUCAGCGUCCGCUGUUGCACCAAAGCCUGCCUGGGCGACGAAGAGGAUCACGCCGAGCGGCACUUCCACCGGGGGGCGACCUGCAGCCGCCUCACCCCGGUCCCCUUGCCCCGCAGCCCCUCCGGGCCCUGGUUCGGAGUGGGAUGUCUCAGCGGGGGCAAGCCAGGGGCUCGGGUGGUGAAGAUCUGGGACCAGCAGAGAUGCCCUUUGCUGGAGGAAGGAGACGUCAUCGCUAAGGUGAAUGGAGCGGACGUCCGAGAUCUGAGCCCUGGGGAAGUGGAGACCGUCUUACAAGAACAUACGCGAGCCGGGGAUGUGAUCCUGCUGGUGGAGAGGAAAGGCCACCACUCCCGGAGACACCCCCAUGAAAACUGCUCUUUUAGACGGGAACACCUCUUGCCCGAUCCCCCUCCCAAUAAAGGAGUCCCACGAGAUGCGCCAAACCCUUGGGGAGGCUCUGCAGGUGACACUCUGGCGGUGACCAGUUUUGUGGGCCCUGAGCCCCGGGACGUCCUGGUGUGUCCAGCUCGCUGUUCCCAGAGGCUGAGGCGGCCCCGGCCAGCAGGAGGGGCCGGAGAACCCACGAGCGGGAUGGACGGUCCCAAAGAAGAAGAGGGACGCAGCGCCGGUAUCGUCGCGCCAACUGAUGGAAGCGGAACUGGGCAUGCAGCCAGCUCCUUGUUGCCCCAUCAGGAGGAGGGCCCCUCGCAUCAAGAGGACGGGGGACUUCUCACGCGGUUGUCCCAUGGGGACGUCGGGGGCAUCUUCCGCCAAGCAGGCAGCCGGGUACGCAUGAGAGUCCGGAGUCGCAAGGAUGCUGGAGUUUCCAGCGAUUUGAACACCGCCGAUAUAGACGUGGGUGAAAGUCCUCGGAGCCCUACCUACCGCCCGUGUCAUACCCAGGAACCAAAGGAGACAGGCCAGUACUCCGUGGAGCUGGUACGAGGACCCAAAGGCUUUGGCUUUAGCCUGCGAGGUGGCAGUGAAUAUAACAUGGACAUCUAUGUCUUGGCCCUCAUGGAAGGUGGCCCAGCCCAGCAAUGUGGCAAGAUUCAGGUGAGCGACCAGCUGAUCGAGAUCAACGGGGAGCCCACUGCCGGCAUGACGCACGCACAAGCGGUGGAGCAUAUCCGCAGUGGGGGCAGCCGGAUGCGCCUGGUGCUGAAGCAGGGCAACGGCUUCAUUCCCAAUUAUGACCGCGAGUACAGCCAGAGUCCCACCAAGCUACAACUGGCGCCGGAGGCAGAGGACAAAGGCAGGCAGCGGCGCCGGAGACCAAACCCACUCGGGCCCCCGCAGUGUCAGGGACCGAACGUCUGCGAUGGGGGCAGCCAGGAAGCAUCGCCCGGUAACAGGCAGCAGCUUCCCAAAACCCGGCAGCAGCACCACGGCUCCACCAAGACACAGGGGGACGAAGACAAAGAAGAGGGGGAGGGGGGCUGGAGGCACCGAGAGCAAGGGAAGACAGCGGCGGAGGGCAGCAGAGACAGCUGCAAGCUCCUCUCCCCCAGGCCGAGCCGGAAGCUACGCUCAGACCUGGUCCCCGGGCCCUGGCUUGUCCCCAGCAAGGAACGCCUCUCUCGGGCUCUGUGGGGCGUCUGCAUGGGGCAGGGGGAGGAGGAGGAGCAGAAGGGCGACACGGGGAGGGGAAAGGGCAUGGAGGUGAAGAGGCGGAGCUAGAGCCCCCCCUCCUUGGCAUGGUGCAGAACUACUCAGUGCCUGGGGCAAUGGCAUGCCCCGCCCCUGCCAAUCUGGACUAUGCAAUAGGAUCUUCCUCUUUUUUUGGUGUGCGUUCCCUUUUCUCCAUUCAUACUAUGCAACCAGAAGCCUUUCUUUGUUUUGCUCUCUGCUCCCAUCCCUCUUCCACACUAUGCAAUGGGUCUUGACACCACCUUCUGCCCCCCACCCCAAACAUCUGUCUUCUCGUUGCCACCCUCCCUGGGACUGUGCAAUGGAAUCUUCC